Messenger RNA from Penicillium bovifimosum, 357 nucleotides. RefSeq lists its product as uncharacterized. The transcript has 2 exons. Lineage: Eukaryota; Fungi; Ascomycota; Eurotiomycetes; Eurotiales; Aspergillaceae. Bases 1 to 357 code for a protein of 118 amino acids. The record is from RefSeq and is a predicted model, not a curated record.
AUGAACGUUCAACUUCUUACCCUUGUUCUGCUCGUCCCCAGCGCCAUUGCCAUCCCUGCCAAUAUUCAAAGCGAAAAUAUCCUAGAACGUCGAGCAACAUGCAAAACCUUUCAGCUCUACAAGAACCCUGAUAGCGUUUCCGGCGGAAGCCCUGGUCAUGUCGGUCAUUCAGCGUGUUGCUGUGCCAGUGCCCAAUGCGUGCUACAUGAUUACACGGAUGAUGUUGGAGCUGAUUGCAACAUGGUUACCUCGUCGCUUGGUUGUGAUUGGGAGAUUAUCUCGGGCUCGAACCAGGCCGUUGGCAGCUUAGAUGUGAACGGGGCUACGUAUACUGUCGCAGGUUUAGGAGGUUGCUAG